This is a messenger RNA of Asparagus officinalis (garden asparagus), 1955 nucleotides long. RefSeq lists its product as uncharacterized. The coding region runs from base 450 to 1598 and encodes 382 amino acids. The record is from RefSeq and is a predicted model, not a curated record. The transcript has 10 exons. Gene Ontology annotation, molecular function: zinc ion binding. NCBI's taxonomy places the organism in Eukaryota, Viridiplantae, Streptophyta, Magnoliopsida, Asparagales, Asparagaceae.
CGCUUCACAGACUCUGUCCCUCGGCUAUAAAUGGCAGCCGCGCUUUAAAAGCUUUUUGCUCACCGGAGGGAGCGACGGCGUCCUCACGCAGAGCGAGGGAAGGAAAACCCCGCGAAAAUCUAGGGUUUUUUUCCGGCUCGAAACCGCAAAAAAAAAAAAAAAAAUCCGAUAUUUAUCUCGUAAUAUCUUCUUCCGUUCGUUAUUUAACGGAAAAAAUCGCCAACCUUUUCUGCUAUCAGUCCCAGCGUCGUCGCUGGAGUUUUCCGAUUAAAAUAGGUAUCUUGUGACAAUGAAUGACUGAGUAGGCAAUAUAAUCAAAUAUUAUUCAGCUAUCAGUUCCCGUUCAAGAACAGCAGGAUUGUUCCCAGGGUCUUUUCUAGUAAAGAGAAAGUAGUCUAGUAUAAGUUAUACAACCAAAAAUCAGCUUGAGGCCAAAAAGUUUGGACCAGAUGGCUCUCAUUUCUGAAACACUUAUUUCAGAGAAACAACAUGAGAAAUCUUUUGUAUCAAGGCUUACUUCUCUAACCAUGGGGCUUUCUGCUGUAUCGUCAGGAAGAACAUACUCGUUACCGGUGUUAUCAGUUUCUGAUUCAGCUACUUCAUAUUCAGAUGAGCAUGUGAUUGACAUGCCAACCACUGAUGGACAAGGACAGAAGCAUAUUAGGCGCUCAUUUUCUGCACCAAUAAGUUUGAGUUGUAGUACAGAGCAUGCAGAUUCAUCAAGACUUGUCCGGGUGAUUCUGACAAGCCCCCAUUCUGGUCCUACUACUGCUGACAGUAUUACACUGAAUAGUGUUAUACAAACAAGUGACGAAUCUGAAGGUACAAGCACUUUCGAGGAAAAGGCAGUCUGUCGAAUUUGUUUAGCCGAUCUUGAGGAGGGUGGGGAGACACUUAAAAUGGAGUGUAGCUGCAAAGGUGAACUUGCACUUGCACACAAAGAGUGUGCCAUAGAAUGGUUUAGCAUUAAAGGAAAUAAGACAUGUGAUGUCUGUAAGCAGGAUGUUAAAAAUCUUCCUACAUCUUUACUGAAAAGGCAUAAUAAUCAGACUGCCAGGAGAUUGCGACUAGAUGCUUCACAGCAAGAUGAAGUUGCUCAAUACAGAGUCUGGCAGGACGUACCGGUUCUAGUUUUGGUUAGCAUGCUUGCCUAUUUCUGUCUCCUGGAGCAACUAUUGGUUACAGAAAUGGGCACACAUGCUCUUGCUUUAGCUCUACCUAUAUCUUGCAUUCUGGGUUUUCUUUCAUCCAUGAUAGCUUCUAUAGUGGUUAGCAGGAGUCACAUCUGGGCUUAUGCAUCAAUACAAUUUCUGAUUGUCAUAUUGUUUGCACAUAUCAUGUAUAAUAUGCUCAGAGUAACUCCUGUGCUUGCUGUCCUCCUCUCAUCAUUUAUUGGCUUUGGAAUCAGUAUGAGUGUGAAUUCUUUAGUUAUGGAGUAUUUGACAUGGGGUGCAAGGCAAUUUCUUCAAUCUGCUCGUCAACAAAUUACAAAUAGGCAGAAUGAACAGUCAAGAGAAAGCCCUGAGACUGAGAAUGAGGACCCUGCUGGACAACAAGAGGCUCAGAGGAAUGCUCAACGCACACAGACCUCAGGAUGAAGGUGAAGUUUGCUUCGGUGUAACUUUAUCUAAGAUUGUCAUAGAAAAUUAUAUCGAGAAAGAGAGCGCUCACCGCCACCCAUCAGCAAGAAGGGCGAAAGAAUGGACGGUUGUGUCUUAAGAUAUGCAGAUUCAGAAGGAAGUGUUCAUUUAGCUCGAAGAGUACUAUAUCUACUGCUUGAUGCUAGAAAUGGAAGUUUUAUUACUUUCCAGUUUGCUGCGCUUCUUUGUCUUUCAGUUUGUAAAUAAUGAUAUGUAAAUGGUGCCCUUAGGAAAUAGGAGUGCCCAACUGCUUGUUUAUCAUUUACAAAUUUAAGGGAUCGUCCUCAGAAACAAGAUUGCAGAUAAGUUGUGUAA